Molecule: messenger RNA, 1281 nt
Organism: Dichotomopilus funicola
Lineage: Eukaryota; Fungi; Ascomycota; Sordariomycetes; Sordariales; Chaetomiaceae
Exons: 1
Coding region: 1-1281 (426 amino acids)
Source: RefSeq, a predicted model, not a curated record
AUGCAGAAAUCUCGGCCCCUCAGCUCUUUCAAGAGCAUCUUCCCCCCCAUCCACGCCCCGAUGCCGCUCGACCAACGCGGGUCACAACGACUCCUCGAGACGAUGAAGACUUCAUUCCGCGCCGAACUCGAUAAGGAGCACGGCUCGUCCAAGGCAGACCCCGGCCCAACCUCGAAACCGGCCAUGCCGGGGGCUACCGACCAGCACUUACGCAGCAUCCUCCACAACCCGCUCUUCAGCGUCAGCGACAUGGUGCAGGCCCCCGACAGCCAUCUUCAAAAAGUAGAGAAGCAGAAGGCCAUUUUUCAAAUGGCCGUCUCCAGGGGACUCAUGGACCUGCCAAGAGCGCAUGGGUUUUUGUUACGCGUUCGGUCAAUCGCUGGUGAAGGGCUGCCGGACAGUGUUUACUCGUCCGGCGCCGGUCGGCUGGUCUUUGAGUGGCUGAGGUCCUCGGGCAUGGAAAACGAUCUUUCGUUUCUGUCUAACGGGAAUGGUCAAUUUCGGAGGUUACUCAUGCGCUUCAUGCUCGGGGAUGGGCUAGACAAUGUGGUGUGGACCUGGUACGAUCGGCUGCUCGAGGCUCGCGAAGGCGCGGUACCCCCGCAGCUCAUCAGAUUGCUGAUGGGGGACUUCGUCAAUUCCAAGUUCUCGACCCAAGAAUUGGGACCGGCUUAUUCGACACUGAUCCAAGCAGAAUCGACCGCUCGGGAAAGGAACGCAAACAUUCGCAGCGUGCUCCGCUUCGCAUGGCGUGUAUUAGCAUUCCACACCACCGUCACGCCUCGAGGCAAAUUGAAACCACCUGCAGACCUCUUUGACCGCUUUGUGUCCAUGGAACCCGAGCUCAUGCCGCGAAAGGUGGAACGCGCGCACGUCAACCUGUUCCAUCCCGUCGAACCUUCCUCCGGCCUCGCAGAGGAGAUGCUCCUGAACAACAGCUUUUGGAAUCACCGCAAAUACUCCCACACCAAUGUUGCCGCCGCAGGGGUACGCGAUUCCCCCGUUUUAGACACAUCUACAGCAGCGGACACAGUCAUUGAGCCCCUCCUCCUCCCAGGGACGCUCACCGGCCGCUUCCACCAUACAAUUUACCCUUACCUCAACCGACCCGCCAACACAUCAAUUUACCGUCUCGUGGUCCUCGGGAUCGAUACGGUGCAGCACCUGAUCCGGACCAAUCGAGAACCACAAGCCAUGCGGGUAUGGGACCGCAUCGUCACAGAGCUCCGGUUACCUUUCACAUAUGAGCAGGUGGCUGGGAUGACGCAAGUUGCGCGGUGA